GGAUUCAGGACGACCCCCCCCCCUCUAAAAAGUUUUGGUUUUGGGGUUGUUUGUGUGGAAAGAGCUUGUCCCUAAAGCGGGACUGAGGGAGGGGAAAGGAAAGGGAAAGCCUAAUGGGGCUAUUACCUUGGAAGAAGAAGCAUGGAAACUUUGCCUGCUCAUUUAUUACAAUACCCCAUUUCUCCUGAAUGAUUUGGAAGACAAGUCUGUAAACUCAGAACCUAUCUUUAACUUUGACUGCUGCAUUAGUACCAUGCCUAGCAGAAUGGGAUCAAAAAUGAAUAUGAAGAGAGAUUUCAUUAGAGUAAAAACACAUUAUAAUGGGGAUAUCCUCAUAACAAAUCUGGGUGCAUCCAUCAACUAUGGUGAACUUUGUGAUGAAGUCAGAGAGAUGUGCAAUUUACAACAGGAACAACCAAUUACCCUUAAGUGGAUUGAUAAUGAAGGUGAUCCAUGUACCAUAUCAUCUCAGAUGGAACUGGAAGAAGCAUUCCGUUUGUACUGUCAGCAUAGAGAUGAAGGGCUCAUUAUUCAUGUUUUCCCCAGUGUUCCAGAAAAGCCAGGCAUGCCAUGUCCAGGAGAAGACCAAUCAAUCUACCGACGUGGAGCCAGAAGAUGGAGGAAGCUGUACAGAGUGAAUGGGCAUCUGUUCCAAGCCAAACGCUUUAACAGAAGAGCAUACUGUGGCCAGUGCAGUGAAAGGAUAUGGGGUCUCGGAAGGCAAGGCUACAAGUGUAUCAACUGCAAGUUGUUGGUCCAUAAACGCUGUCACAUUCUUGUCCCACUGACCUGCAAAAGGCAUAUGGAUUCUGUGAUGCCUUCCCAGGAACCUCAGUUAGAUGAUAAGAAUGAUGAAGUUGACAUUCCCACAGAAGAGAGUGAUGGAAUACCUUAUAUUCCUUCAGCCCGAAAGCAUGACAAUAUUAAGGAUGAUUCUGAGGAGCUCAAGCCAGUUAUUGAUGGAAUGGAUGGAAUUAAAAUCUCUCAGGGGCUUGGUCUACAGGACUUUGAUCUAAUCAGAGUUAUUGGACGAGGAAGCUAUGCCAAAGUUCUAUUAGUGCGGUUAAAAAAAAAUGAUCAAAUUUAUGCGAUGAAAGUAGUGAAGAAAGAAUUAGUCCACGAUGAUGAGGAUAUUGAUUGGGUGCAGACAGAAAAACAUGUGUUUGAACAGGCAUCCAGUAAUCCGUUUUUAGUUGGCUUGCAUUCCUGCUUUCAAACGACAAGUCGGUUGUUUCUUGUUAUAGAGUACGUGAAUGGGGGCGACCUCAUGUUUCAUAUGCAACGGCAAAGAAAACUCCCUGAAGAACAUGCAAGGUUCUAUGCUGCUGAAAUCUGUAUUGCUCUCAACUUCCUACAUGAGAGAGGCAUAAUCUACAGAGAUUUAAAAUUAGACAAUGUUCUCCUGGAUGCAGAGGGUCAUAUCAAGUUAACAGACUACGGUAUGUGCAAGGAAGGAUUGGGCCCUGGUGACACUACAAGCACUUUCUGUGGAACACCAAAUUACAUUGCACCAGAGAUUCUACGAGGAGAAGAGUACGGGUUCAGUGUGGAUUGGUGGGCACUUGGUGUCCUAAUGUUUGAAAUGAUGGCAGGAAGAUCUCCCUUUGAUAUUAUUACAGACAAUCCAGAUAUGAACACUGAAGAUUACCUCUUCCAAGUUAUCCUUGAAAAACCAAUCCGAAUUCCAAGAUUCCUUUCUGUGAAGGCAUCCCACGUCCUGAAAGGAUUUUUAAAUAAGGAUCCCAAAGAGAGGCUUGGCUGCCAACCACAAACUGGAUUUUCUGAUAUCAAGUCUCACACAUUCUUUCGCAGCAUAGACUGGGAUCUGCUGGAAAAGAAGCAGGCAACCCCUCCAUUUCAGCCUCAGAUCACAGACGAUUAUGGUCUGGAUAACUUUGAUACCCAGUUCACCAGCGAACCUGUGCAGCUAACUCCAGAUGAUGAAGAUGUAAUAAAAAGAAUAGACCAGUCGGAGUUCGAAGGAUUUGAAUAUAUUAAUCCAUUGUUGCUGCAAACUGAGGAAACAGUAUGAGAGAAUGGCAUCGACACAGAGGACAAAUAAUGUGAAUGAACUUUGACAUUUAAUCCUUAACAACAGUAUAUGCAUGCAAGGCUGGGGUAAACUGUAAGGUUUUGAGUGGAGACCAAUGAUGAUAAUUGCUGCUGAAAAAUCAAAAAAACAUGAUUUUGGUAGGUGUCUUCCUCUAUUUUUUUUGGAAAAAAAGAAGUUUGGGGCACUGACAGAGCUGGCUUCACAAAGAAAUCUGCAUUUCGUGCCUGCUUCAUCAAGGAUCAAUAGUUGUUUGCAUCCUUGGAAGAGAGAUUCCAAACCACUUUCAAAGCUGCACGCUUCUGAUGGACAUUUUCAUGCAACGAGCUACUAGAACAGUGUAACAUCCUGAAGAAUAAAAUUGUUAGUGGUGUUGAAGCUUACUUUAGAUGCCUUUUUUCACAAGUGGUACCUAUCUUAAAUGUCUGUUUUUUAUAUAUAUAUAUAUGUAUUACAUAUAUAUAUAUAAUGUGGAAUAAAAGGAGUUGUGUUUUAUUAGCAAUUAAAACAAGUUUGGGUACAGUAUUAAGUGCCUAAAUGGAUAAACUGCAUAAAAAUAUUCCGUAUUUGGUACACUUGAUAAACCCUGGUAA
This is a messenger RNA of Podarcis raffonei (Aeolian wall lizard), 2643 nucleotides long. RefSeq names its product protein kinase C zeta (gene PRKCZ). The coding region runs from base 254 to 2032 and encodes 592 amino acids. Gene Ontology annotation, biological process: protein phosphorylation. The transcript has 19 exons. The record is from RefSeq and is a predicted model, not a curated record. Gene Ontology annotation, molecular function: protein binding; ATP binding; protein serine/threonine kinase activity. Lineage: Eukaryota; Metazoa; Chordata; Lepidosauria; Squamata; Lacertidae.